Molecule: messenger RNA, 5833 nt
Organism: Manacus vitellinus (golden-collared manakin)
Lineage: Eukaryota; Metazoa; Chordata; Aves; Passeriformes; Pipridae
Gene: SLC46A3
Product: solute carrier family 46 member 3
Exons: 5
Coding region: 19-1413 (464 amino acids)
Biological process (GO): vacuolar transmembrane transport
Cellular component (GO): lysosomal membrane
Molecular function (GO): transmembrane transporter activity
Source: RefSeq, a predicted model, not a curated record
UAAACCCCACACCCAGAAAUGAGGAAGGUUUUGUGCGUGGAGCCCGUCAUUUUCAUAUACCUUUUUGCGACUUCCCUGACGACCCCGCUGGUGCAGCAGUUUAUCUACCGGCGGCUGUGGGAGCAGGAGUACAACUCCACUUUCGUGAGCGAUAGCAAUGUCAGUCACUGCGAGCAGAAUAAGAGCAGCCCGACUUAUAUUAAACAGAAGGAAGUUCAAGAAAAAGCUUCUGUUUUUAAUAUGCAGUUGGACUUAACUGGGGCCAUUCCCAGCCUUAUAGUUGCCUUUGUCAUUGUAGCUAAUGGGGAUCGCCAGGGACACAAAAGGUCUUUAGUUUUACCAUCAAUGGGAGCUUUGAUUGCUGGUAUUAGCCUCACUGCAAUAUCAUAUUUUUCCUUGUCACUCUCUGUCCUAUUUGCAGUUGCAUUUGUUACUGGACUCUUUGGGAGUAUAGCAACUUUCCUUGGAGGAGGCUUUGCUUUUAUAGCAGAUGGUUGUCAUGAUGAGAACCAGAAAACAACACGAAUAGCUGUAGUGGAUUUGAUUUUUGGAAUUGUAUCGGGAUUGGCAGGACUCUCAUCUGGCUACUUUCUAAGAGGAAUAGGCUUUACAUGGACAUUUGUGACAGCAUCUCUGCUUCAUGUCAUUAAUAUCAUCUAUAUUAUAUUUUUUCUGGAAGAUACCAUAGGUGUAUCUGAAUUCCAGCACGAGGUACCAGUAUCCUAUAAAGAACUUCUUAGGGAGACAUUUUCUGGAGUGUACAUGCUUUUUAAAACUGCCCCUUAUAAAAAGAGAAUUUUAAUAAUUGUGUUACUUUUUGCAUUUAUGACUUAUAUGUUUACUAUGCUUGGUGGGAGUUCGCUUUUUACACUGUAUGAACUGGAUGAGCCGCUCUGCUGGAAUGAAGUGUACAUUGGAUAUGGAGCAGCUGCAUUCACUUCUGUCUCUCUGACCAGUUUUUUAGGAGUUUACUUAUUUUCUAAAUGUCUCAAAGACAUUUAUAUUGUCUUUAUUGGGAUAUUUUCUUACAUUGGAGGAAUGAUCAUGGCUGCCUUUGCCAAAACUACCCUGCUCAUGUUUUUAGUGAGAGUGCCAUCUUUGUUCUGCCUUAUGCCUAUUCCUGUUCUCCGAUCCAUGCUGUCAAAAGUGGUUCUCACUGGUGAACAGGGUGCUGUGUUUGCUUGUAUUGCCUGUUUAGAAGUUGUGACCGGCAGUGUUUCAAUUUCAGUUUUUAAUAUUCUGUAUGCAACUACUGUUGCAUGGUUUUCAGGCUUUAGCUUCCUCCUAUCGGCAGGUCUUUGUCUAAUUCCACUGACUGUCCUGUGCUGGCUUCUGUGCACAAGCUGGAAUGGGGAGGACUUGGCUCUGCUGGUACCUGAAGAAGUAUCCAGCAUAGAGAGUGCCGAUAGUUGAACAAAAGAUCCCCACACCUGGGAUUUCUAAUCUCACAUGCAGUGGCAGAGACCAUUAUGUCAUACAGAGACCAUAGAGAUAACACAACACAAUCUCCAAGUGGCCCUGCAGCAAUAAGCACUAAAUUGGUAGCACUCGAUACCCAGUCUUUCAGCACUUGACUAAAGCUAGCUCUUAACUAUGCAAAUAGGCAGGCAGUUGAGAUUAUAAUGCUGCUUUCAUCAUGAAGAAAAAAAUUAGGUAGGGUGAUACUCCUUCCACUUACCCUUUCUCAAGUUUGAGAAUGUCAGGUAUGGAUUGUGAUACAUCUUGUAUCAUUCUAAAUGGGGUGACAGAGAUAAGUUACUAACUCAGAGGAUGCUGGCAAUUCUGCUGAAGCCAUUGGAGCUUGUGCCAGAUGAGGAUGUGGUCCACUGUGUACAUCUUUAAAGUCCUGUCUUAAUGAUGAAGCCCCCAAACCUUUCUAAAAUUACUAAAAAGGUACUUUUUUCAGAAAGCAACCAACCUGGAGGCAGUACUUAACAUCUGCUGUAAGCAGACUUACUGCUCUGCAGCUAGUAGAGUGUUUGUGUAAGUAUAAUGUAUGAUGUGUGGACCUUGCCCGUGAUUUAGUUCUUAAAAUGGAUUUUUACACAGAACUUUCAGGAAAUAUCCAGCUUGCAGAGUGUGAAGUUCAGCCUGUGCCUACAUUUUGCAGAGGCCAUAUUGCACAUUUUUAAUUUUCCAUAUAUUAGGGACUGCGUACAGACAUCUCUAUUUUUUGUCCCAGAGAUAUUUUUUAUUUUCUAGUUAAGUUGGUACUUGGUUUAAAUGUUUCUUUUAGUGAAAGGCUGUAAUAGCAUUUCUUAUCAGUGGAUCUUUAUUUUCUUCACAACCCUGAAACGAGGUGACCAAAUCUGAAUCAUGAAUCUAAUCAUCUUGCAACAAAUACAGCAUAAUUAUAUGAGCAGUUGAAGAGCAUUUCUCAUCUUCAAAGCACUUUACAAAUGCUAUUAAGAACAUCCUUUCAUAAUAGAUACUCUCUUCCCUCUUGCAUAGGGAGAGAAAUUAACAGAGAGGACAAGUGACAUGCCCAAGGCCACAGUGCAAACUGGUGAGACUGCCAAACCUAGGAAUCAGUUUCAGCUUUGACUCCUCACCUUUUCCCUUGAGAUCUUUAAGUAGAAAUUAUUCUGAGUACUAGCUUCUGGAGUGCACAGUGGAAGUGAAAAUAUAACACCAUGUUAGAGACCAUUCCCAUAUGUUGAUUUUUUUAAGAGUUUGACAGCCAAUACUGUUCUGAUCUCUGAAAGUGGUGUGUGACUUGUCCCCCAAAACAGAUUGGACAGAGAAGUCAAAAUCAUGGAAAGUGGCUGACAUUUAGUAAAGGAAAAAACCACUAGGAAAGCAACUAUGAUGUGGGAACUCGCACACAGCAUAGGAUAAAAAUGCACAGACAUAGCAUGUGCUGUAUAACUGAUGACCUGCUUACAGCCAUUGAUACCCAUCACAUGAACAGAGAAUUCCUGCAGAACUUUUCAGUGGUACUCUAGAGCUUGCUUAAGUUAGCCAUCCAGGCUAGCGUCGGUGACUGCAGUACUCCACCAAGAAAUAGUAGUACCACAUCAUGAUGAUACUAUUGUAGAUCCUUCACAAUUGAACAAUUGCAUCAUUUACAAGUUAUGUGUUGUGCUCACUGAGGUUUGAAAGAGGGUUCAAAUAAGGUAAAGGAGAGCUUACAGUAUUCAGGAGACCACUGCCUGCUCAUCACAGGUGAAAACAGUACCAUUUAUCCAGGGCAGAGGGAACAAGUAUUUACACAGCUAACAGCUAUAGCCAGCUCUUACACUUCUGUCCUGAACUACAGAGGGUGAUGUUAGCAAUUAAAGAUCAUUAGCUUUUCCUCGGUAGUUUAGACACUGGGCAGAAAAUAAAACUGCUUAACUCUCCUCCUUUGAGGUGCCCAAGUUGCUGCCAACUUGUGGGCCGAGUUCUACAAGUGGGUCCAGAACAUAAUGAGUACUUGUAGAGAGAUUUAGAAAACACUGAUGUAAAGGAUUUCAGCACAAAGAUUACAUUGUCUUCCUCGCCUCUUCAUUAUGCAGUUAUGUAAGGCUUUAUGAAAUUAACUAUUUCACAGAAAACUGCCGGGGGGGGAAAAAAGGCAAAUGAAGAAGGGGGUGUGCCUUCACUUCCUCUUCUUUGGUGCACACCUCCAGUAGCACUGAGAAGGUAGCAACAAAGCAAGCCAGUUCCAUAGUGGUGGUGUGUUGGUCCAACUGAGAACAAGCACGUACGCUUCAGGAAUGGCUUUGUUAUGGUUUGCUUUUACUGUACAAAGUACGUGCUGUUUGCAAAGUAUUUCUGGUAGAUGCAGCAUUUAGAACUGGCUGUAAAUUUAGGUCCAAACACCAAGGAUAUGAACUGUGUUAAAAUGCCCAGCAUGGUGCAAGCUGAGGAACUCAAGUACUGAUAUGCUUCAGAUUAAUAAAUCAAAAUCUCAGUUUAUAAUAAUUGGUUUAUUUGUGUAUAAUGCAAAUUAUUUUGAUAUAAAUUAAUAAUGAAGUUUGUUUUUUUUAACUCUGCUGCAUUUGUAGUUCUUGUACUUUUUAAAAUUUUGACAAAUGGCCAAUGGCAUGACUGGUAGAAGAAUGUUUGUGUAAACAGAAGAAGCAGCACUAUGGUAUCAUCUAUUUUUUGUGAUCAUAACAAACAAACAGCAUAGCAGGAAGAUGUGCUUUUACCUCCCUCUUGUGCCUGAGGAGAGGAAAAAAUGCUGCUGAGAACGUCAGUACCAAGAGAAGGCAGGGAACUGCAGAGCAGGGACAGCAUGCCAUGUGGAAGGAGUCAGGGUGGGGGCUUCUGUUGCACCUGCCAGAGCAGUGGAUCUGGAAGUGUUUUCCUCCCUGUGCUCUGUCAGAGUCUGUCCCAGCUCCACUGCCAAGGCAUGGCACGCCUCUGUGGGUUGCUACGUGCAGUAUCUGCUUUACAGAAUGAGGCUUAUAUGAAAUGGAGAGAAUGGGCUGGGGCAGAAAGCCCAGUCCCCAGCCCAACCCCCUGCAGCACUGUCUGAGCAUAACCCUUCCUCUUUAUCUCAAAAGCUCUUUGCCUCAGUCCUGUUUGACUCCCAGUACUUUUAUUAACAGCAUAAAUUCUUGCACAGGCCUCUUACAUGUACUAUUUGCUUUCCAGCCUGGCUAAACCCCUAAGAUUAGUUUCCUUACAUACAUAAUGAACAAUGCACCUUCCUGCCUCUGAACAUGGUUUGAUCUCACCCAGGAUUAUUACAAAGUAUACUAAUUGUUGAACAAAACCACCUAGAAAUUACAUGCAGCCUCCUAGUCUGCAUCUGGUUCUUCACUGCACUAAUGAGAAACUCUAAUUACUCGUCUUAAUGUAGUUUUGCUCAGAUGCAAUAGCAUCCAUCUUCCAACCAACACUAGGAAAGGCCAACCAGCUCAAUACACUGAAGUAGGGAGCUAUAAGGUACCAGUAAUUGUACAACUAUUGGUUCUGUUUUCUGGAACAGUGCUGGUAGGAAGGCAGACCUUAAAAUCCUCCUGAAAAUCCAUGCCCACACCAUAAGUUGUCCCAGACCUGGCAAGGUAAUCCCUCAGACUUUCUGGCCUAAGCCUUGAACAGUAGUCUUAUCAGCCCACAAAGGGACCAGGACAGCUAUGGACAACAAAAAUGGGAGUAGAUCUAUGCUUGCAUGUUCAAUUCAUUGGUCCUAUGUUUAACCUCCCUAAGGCAAAAUAAACUCCAAACGAAAUUGCUUGUACUACAUAGCAGAAGCCUCUAAUCUCUGCAAGUCUCAAGUGAAAGACAAUUUUAGAAGCUUCACUUCUUAAAUGAAACAAGUUUGAAUAUAAAACCAAAUAAAACCACCAAUAAAGUGUCUCCUACUGUCAUCUUAACGUUUCUAAUUUGCUGCAAUGUUUUGCACAUAAAAGCACUAUAAACUUUACAGGACAAAAGCUAGAAGCUUUCGCCCACACAGGGAAUUUGUAGCAGCUAUAAGCCCACUGAAAAGACAAGAGAUAUUUGCAAUUGUGAAGAGAGGUUUAUAGCAACAUUUCUGCUAAAAUUAUCUACAACAGAACACCAAGUGCACUUAGAAAUUUAACUAAGUCAUUAAAACUUGCUGAAUAAAGAGUUCCUGCCUUAGAAAUAUUGUUUCAAGCUCCCCACAUAUGCCAAAAGAUAACAUUUUUUGAACUGCAGACUUUUUUUCUAAUAUGCCACAUACUAGCUGCCUUGUAGGAUUUAUAUAUGACAUAUGCACAUGUACAACAUUAAAAAUAAUUGUUACAACCUGAAUUUAAUAAAUAAAGAAAACUUCAGCACACAAAACCCCUUUCAGUGGUCUGUUCCUUUAAAAGGUGUAUUUAAGUAUCGAUCUCUCAUUCUCCCUUAAUUAAGACUUGAUUUCUGUAAACAU